AUGGUUGAGCUGCGUCGAGCUUGUUCGAUCUCCCUGGCCAAUACGUUGGUGGUGGUGAAUCUAUUGGAGCUGCAAGAGCACCUUCAACCGCAAGUGCCUCCGGAACCACCACCGGAUCCGCCGGAACUGCCUCUCACACUGCGUCUUGCCUCCUACCCCUGUUACUCUCCACUUUCUCUACUAGUUCUCAUCCUCCGGUGUUGCCAUAUCAGAGCUGCUACAAAGGAAUCAACUUUAUUCUCCCUCGUGGGAGAUGUAUCUCAAAAGAAGUUCUGGCGAGGCUCGAACCACUCUCCGUCACGAUUAAAACUGAUUGGAGGCUUCUCAAGUAACAUCUGCAAUCAACCGUAA
This is a messenger RNA of Arabis nemorensis, 351 nucleotides long. The record is from the annotation of a GenBank genome assembly. Lineage: Eukaryota; Viridiplantae; Streptophyta; Magnoliopsida; Brassicales; Brassicaceae.